Molecule: messenger RNA, 1203 nt
Organism: Symbiodinium natans
Lineage: Eukaryota; Dinophyceae; Suessiales; Symbiodiniaceae
Source: the annotation of a GenBank genome assembly
AUGGCGCGCACCGUCCUGUCUUGCCAGACACCAUCGACAGUGGCACAGCAGUUGUCUGAACUGCUUCAAUGCUUUCCUUCUGCAGCAAUCGGUGGCAUCCAAUGGAAGACACUCCUGAGCAAAUACGAGGAGCGCUACAGCACACGCCUGGACAUCUUCGGGCUCGGCCACACGUCGCCGCUCGCCGCCACGACCACACUUCUGUGGGAUGUCCUGCGCCUCGUUGACAGCGAAGAUGGCGACAACCCCAUCGUGGCGGUGGAGGACUCGGUGGUGCUGGUCCCGAAGCCUGGCAGUGCAGCGAGCUGGCCUUCUCUCUACAAGGUGCUUUGCAGCGUGCUGCGUGAGCAUGGCACCGUGCAGGAGGAGGGAGGCCAGCAGUCGAUCCUGGUGUCACAGCUGAAGCCGCUGCUCCAGCGCUACUGGCACAGCACCUUUGAUGAGGGAAGCCUUGGCUACCUCACGGAGGAAGGCUCUGCCGUCAAGAUGAAGAAGAUGAAGCAUCUCCUUCAGGCCCUGCUCCGCUGGCGCACGCAGCGCCUGGACUGGCAGUCCUGCGGUGGCCGCCACAGUCGGGAUAUGGAUGAGGCGCUCGCGCCAGAGCUGGAGCUCUUGCCUUCGAAGCGGCACAAUGACCUGCUGCUGCGCUUCGCUGGCUCCGUCCCUCAGGAAAAGCCGUGGACAGCUUUGGGCCAAGUUCUUCCGUACCAAGGCGAGGAAGACGAGGCGGGAGAGGCUCUAUCCCCGGAAGUGUCGACCGUGGCCUCAACGACCUCGUCAGCCGUGCAGGAGGAGCUUGCCGCUCUGCGAGCAGAGAAUGAGAAGCUGCGGCACAGGAACAGUGCGCUGGAAAAGAGCGUCCGGGACCAGGACAGCGUUCCAGAGGCGCAGCUGCCGGAGAACCUCUUCGACAAUCCGUACGAACCGCCCCCCCAGGUUUGGCAUGGCGGGUGGAGCGCGGCUUCUUCGCCUACAGCCUCUACAGUGGCCCACAGCACCUUCAGUGGCAGUGACGGCACCCCUUUGGGUUCUGGCUGCGUCACACCCGUCCAGCUGGCGCCGGUGGGACAGGCGAUCACACUGGUGCCGAUGGGUUGGUUUGCGAUGGGUGACCGUGGGCUCAUUCCCUGCGGCCUCGUGCAGCAGGCUCGCGCUGUCUUUGAGCAGCACACGGCCAUCCCGAAUUGGUUCAUGCAGCAGUGA